AUGUCAAAUUCCGACCCAAUCUAUACGUUAAACGUGAUCUGCGAGGCAGUGGUCGCCUUCGUUGGCCUCAUAUUCAACGGAUAUAUACUUUUCGUAUUAAUUUGUUGUAAACUAACCGUAAACAAUAUUCUUCUGCUGUUCAUGGCUUUGGCCGACACAGCGAUCUGUCUGUUAAUACUGGUGGCCAACACACCGAUGAGUCUGAGCCAAAGGAUACCAGACAUCGACCAGUUGUUGGCCACCAACUCGUCGCUGGUCUCGCGACCCGAUGUGGACGAGUGGGUCUGUGGAGCUCAGGGCGCUCUCUGGACAGUACUGCCUCUCUGUAUCAUUUGGACGAUUUGCGGUCUUAUAGUCGACAGAUAUAUCGCAAUCAUAAGACCAUUGAGUUAUACGCGUCUAAUAAACGUGCGAAAGACGGCCGUCGUAUUGAUCUCCAUAUGGAUCUGUUUGCUGUCAUUCAUUAUCCCGCCAUUCAUGGGUUGCUGUGGCUAUCGAUUCCUCACGAGUUACAGCGGGUGUGUAGUCAUCUGUUCCCGGACUCAAGAAAGUUACCUCGAGUUCUAUUAUAUGGUGUUUCAUUUGAGUGCAUUCAUAGCGCCGGUGAUUGUCAUAACCGUCUGUAACGCACACAUCGCUACCAUAGCCCACAACCAUCGGCACCGUAUCGUCUCAGCCAUCUAUGAGAUCACGAUGAGAGCCCAGGCGACUGUCACCCAUCAGUCCAGUCCCAGCUAUUUAUUCAAAUACAAGGGUCGACACGCCUUCCUAGCAAUCUUGCAAUUAGUCGGAUCUCUAAUAUUCCUAACAUUCCCUUAUUAUACGAUAUAUGCCUACAAAUCGUUCGCCAAUAAGCCAUAUGACAACUACUGGACCUCAGUCUCAACGCUCAUCCUAUCAUUCACUCCGAUAUUCAACGGAUAUGUCUAUGGAGUGAAGAGUAAAGCACUGAGAAAAACGUUUAAACGACUCCUACAGAGAUAUCUCUACGAACAACAGGCGUCGAUAGAGAUUGACCGGAGAUUAUCCCUCAGAUCCCAGUCCUCUCUGAGAGAGGGCUGGAAUUCAUUGCUCAUAACAUCGAGUCUAUCAUCAAAUAUGUUGUAUAGAAGUCAACGGCGUUUCUCCGCU
Messenger RNA from Medioppia subpectinata, 1131 nucleotides. Lineage: Eukaryota; Metazoa; Arthropoda; Arachnida; Sarcoptiformes; Oppiidae. The record is from the annotation of a GenBank genome assembly.